GAACAGACUACAUCUGAGUACAGAUCAAGCAGAGAGAGAAUAAUUAUUAUGUGUUGUGCAAAUGCCACUGGUUUACACAAACUUAACCUUUGUGUUGUGGGGAAAGCAAAAAAACCUCGUGCAUUCAAAGGGACUGACCUUGCAAACCUUCCAGUGACUUACUUCAGUCAAAAAGGUGCGUGGAUAGAACAGUCUGUCUUCAGACAGUGGUUUGACAAAUAUUUUGUGCCACAAGUACAGAAGCAUUUGAAAUCCAAAGGACUUCUAGAAAAAGCAGUGCUUCUUUUAGAUUUUCCCCCGGCACACCCAGAUGAAGAAAUGUUGCAUUCAGAUGAUGGCAGAAUCGUUGUAAAAUAUUUGCCACCAAAUGUCACGAGUCUGAUUCAGCCCAUGAGCCAGGGAGUUUUAGCCACAGUGAAAAGAUACUACCGAGCAGGACUUCUCCAGAAGUAUGUGGAUGAAGGAAUUGACCCAAAAAUGUUUUGGAAGAACUUGACAGUGUUGGAUGCAAUUUAUGAGGUUUCAAGAGCUUGGAACAUGAUAAAAUCAAGUACUAUAACCAGAGCAUGGAAAAAACUUUUCCCUGGCAAUGAAGAGAAUGCAGGUAUGAAUAUUGACGAAGGAGCCCUUUUAGCAGCUAACUUAGCAACAGUUCUGCAGAGUACAGAAGACUGUGAGCACGUUGACAUUGAGCAUAUUGAUCAGUGGUUUGAUUCUCGGAGUAAUGACUCCAGCUGUCGGGUGCUAACUGGAAGGGAAGGGGCGGAGCACCAGGCCAAGGCUGUUGAAAAGAAGCCUUUCAGUAAGGUUAGAAAAGCAGAACUGAAUCCAGAGAAGCAUAUCAGCCACAGAGCAGCACUUGAAUGGACUGAAAAUUUACUGGAUUAUCUCGAGCAGCAAGAUGACAUGCUUCUGUCCGACAAACUGGUCUUACGGAGGCUUCGCACCAUCAUAAGGAGAAAACAGAAAAUCCAGAAUAACAAAAGUCAUUCUUAGUGCUCGUCUGUGUUUCAGUGUAUUUGCAUCUUGGUGAUUAUCUGCAGUGGAACUUACCUUGUUUGAAGUGCUGUGGGUUGCAAGGCCAAAUAUAUUUUAUCAAAGAUUUUAGGGAUAGAUGCCAUUGUGGAUGACUUAAAUUACAACUCCUUAAUGUUGUCUCUCCUAAUUGAGCAUUGCCAUGUACUUGUCUGUCUACCACUUCUGCUCUGUAUUAUACUAAUUAGAUCAUAAGGCACCUGAGACUGGGCGCCUUGUGGCUGUUUGGUGCCUAAAUUUCAAUGUGUCUAAUAUAGGAUCAUGCACACUAUCAGCACUCAAUAAAUCUGACUGAAGCUGAA
Oryctolagus cuniculus (rabbit) is the source of this 1337-nucleotide messenger RNA. The record is from RefSeq and is a predicted model, not a curated record. Lineage: Eukaryota; Metazoa; Chordata; Mammalia; Lagomorpha; Leporidae.